Molecule: messenger RNA, 1804 nt
Organism: Vitis riparia (riverbank grape)
Lineage: Eukaryota; Viridiplantae; Streptophyta; Magnoliopsida; Vitales; Vitaceae
Product: seipin-1
Exons: 3
Coding region: 73-1284 (403 amino acids)
Biological process (GO): lipid storage; lipid droplet organization
Cellular component (GO): endoplasmic reticulum membrane
Source: RefSeq, a predicted model, not a curated record
CCCCCAAAGUUUCCAAAACCCACAUGCACAAAACCCUUCUCUUUCUCUUUCUCUGAAAACCCACCAAGAAGGAUGGAGGAAGAGGAAGAAGAAGAGUACAGCUUCUUGAUAGCAAAACUGCCACCAUGGUUCACAGUCCUCUUGUCCUUCCAAGCAGACUUGAUUCACAACUGCAUCUUUACACUCCUCGCCCCCGUCACCACCCUUUUCUCCAUACUCUCAGAGUCCUACCAAAGAGCAGAGGAGGCCAAAGACAGUGUAAAAUCAGCAGCCAAGAAUGUGCCCUCAAAGGUGGCACAUGGCAGCAGCUUGAUGGUGAGGAAGCUGGCCUGGGGGCUUCUGGGUGCUGCCUAUAUGGGAAUUGUUCUGGUGACUGUGAUGGUUGUGGCUGUUGUUGUGGGUGUUGGGUUGGUGCAGUUGUGGGUUGAGGAGCCUGUGUUUCUCAGAGAGAGCUUGCAUUUUGACUACACUGAACCUCACCCAAAGGCUGUGUUCUCUUUUGGUGGCAGCAAGGGCAAAAUGGGGGUUCCAUUAGGGCACACCUUUUAUGUUUCUUUGAGACUUUUGAUGCCUGAAUCUGAUUUCAAUAGAGACGUUGGGGUGUUUCAGUUGACUGCAGAAGUCAUGUCGAUCAAUGGAGAUGUGCUAGCAAAAUCUAGCCAUCCAUGCAUGUUGCACUUUAGAAGCCUCCCAGUUCAACUCACGCGAACUUUUCUCAUGGGGGUUCCACUAUUGCUAGGAAUUUCAAGUGAAACACAGGAGCUAACUAUUGAAAUAUUAAAGCACAAGGAAGGGUAUUCAAGAACCAAAGCCAUCAGAGUAACUUUGAUUCCAAGGGCUGGAACUUUAUCUCUCCCUCAGAUUUAUGAAGCUGAACUCCUCAUGAACUCCCAACUCCCUUGGAAGAAAAAACUGGUGCACAGUUGGAAAUGGACAUUCUAUGUGUGGAUGUCCUUGUAUGUUUACAUUAUGCUUCUUGUAGUUCUCAUGUGUUGCUUUAGGCCUGUCUUAUUCCCUGUAACAACAGCAAGUCAAAGAGAUCAUAAUGAAAGAGAUUUGACCAUGGAAGUAUCCAAAGAACCAGACUCAAGAGCUAGAGAUGCUAGAGAGGCUUCAGAAUCAUUGAAAAGAUGGCAACGGAGUAGGAACAAGAGAAAGGCAGAUGUUUUGCAGAAGCUCCAACCAGAAACUGUUGGCUCAUCUGCUUCAAGCAUUACUAUAACCAGGGAAGACGCAAGUGCGUUUGUUGAAGAGGAUGUUGGGGAUUCAGAAUCAGUGUGUUAGGAUGUUGAGUUGAUUGCAAGUCAAGUUUGAAUAGAGUCACUUGCUACAAGAAAAAGAAAGGAAGCAAAAGGCAAAUGGAAAGGAAGGAAGGAGCUGGAAAACAGGGGUGCUCACAGAAGAUAUAGAGACAAGCAGCAAUAAAUUAAUGAGGCUAAGCCAGACCACAAAGAGUGCUUCAGCCAUGGCAACAAGGGUCAUUAUGCCAGAGAUCGCUGCUCAUGAAGAAAGCUAGGUAAAGGCAAAUAUGGAGACUUACCUGCAUUCCACAUUUAGGUGAAGUAUACAUUUUUCUGAAGUCAUCUUCAUGUCAUUUCAGUUGAAGCCUAACCUGCUGAGGCUUUCUUUAGCCGGAUAUUGUGUCAGGGAAUGUUAAUGCAAUUUUCUUCUUGUUUGACAUAAAGAGGUGCUCCGGAUUUAGUCUUUCCUAAAACUCUUAAUUUUGGUACUCUAGUUUGAGUUUUAAGAUUUUUAUUGUACACAAAAUACGAGCUAGACUUAACUGAGAUUAUAUUUAGUCUUC